AUGGACAUAGAAGUAGGAGUAGGGGUGACGACAGCAAUGAUGGGCGGUGACAGUGGUAGCGGUUGUGGUUAUGGUGGUGUUGGCGGUGGCUACAACGGUGGCAAUUGCGGUUGCGGUAAUGGUGGCGAUAAUUGUGGUGGCAAUGGUGGCGGUUGUGGUAAUGGUGGUGGCGAUGGCUGCAUCAAUGGUGGUAACAAUGGUGGUAAUGGUUGCAGUAAUUGUGGUGGUGGUGGCGAUGGUGGCAUCAAUGGUGGUAGCAGUGGUGGUGGUAUGAAUGGUGGUGGUGGCGGUAGCAGCAAUGAUGGUUGUGACAAUUAUGGUAGUGAUGACAGUGGUGGAGGUUAUGGUGGCAAUGGUUGCGGUAAUUGUGGUGGUGGCGGUGGCAGUAUUGAUGGUCGUGACAAUGAUGGUAGUGAUGACAAUGGUGGAGGUUGUGGUUAUGGCGGUGGUGGUGACAAAAAUGGUGAUUGUAGUGGUGGUGAUGGUGUAAGACGCAUCACUCGAGGAACUACACGUACUGCUCAAACUCCUGCAGCUGAAGAAACUUUCAUUGAAAUCGGUCUGCUGAAGAACAAAGAUGCUUUGAUUGAACGCUGA
Molecule: messenger RNA, 597 nt
Organism: Malus domestica (apple)
Lineage: Eukaryota; Viridiplantae; Streptophyta; Magnoliopsida; Rosales; Rosaceae
Source: RefSeq, a predicted model, not a curated record